Messenger RNA from Erinaceus europaeus (western European hedgehog), 2167 nucleotides. Its product is annotated as neurotrophin receptor-interacting factor homolog. Gene Ontology annotation, molecular function: DNA-binding transcription repressor activity, RNA polymerase II-specific. Lineage: Eukaryota; Metazoa; Chordata; Mammalia; Eulipotyphla; Erinaceidae. Gene Ontology annotation, biological process: negative regulation of transcription by RNA polymerase II. The transcript has 8 exons. The coding region runs from base 45 to 2063 and encodes 672 amino acids. The record is from RefSeq and is a predicted model, not a curated record.
CGCGGCUCCCGUAAGGGCCCGGGGCUGAUCCCGCCGGCCGCAAGAUGGCCGCCGCCGGGACGGGUGCCGCGGGGGCGCCUGGGAGUUGUAGUCCGCGCAGGCGCCCUGGGCCCCCUAGCCCGCGGCUCCGUCCCGUCGGACUCGGGCAUCAGACCGAACACCUGGAGGAAGAGAAAGUUAUGGCUUCCAGACUGGGCACAGCUUGGUUCCGUGAUCCAGUGACCUUUGAAGAUGUGACCCUGAGUUUUACUCUGGAGGAGUGGGAAAUGCUGGACCUUGAACACAAGUCUCUGUACAGGGAGGUGAUCCUGGAGAACUACAGGAACCUGGUCUCUGUAGAACACCAGCUUUCCAAGCCAGAUGUGGUGUCUCAGUUGGAGGAGGCCGAAGAGCUCUGGUCUGUGGAGAGAGGAACUGAAGACAAGUCUGCAGAGUGUCCUAAGGCUCCAUCAAAUACACAAGCAGGUCUUGAUGCUGAGAACCCACUGAUGAAGAUCCAGGUUGUUGAAGUCCUCACGCUGAACAAAGAAGUAGCUUGUUCCCGGAAUACCCAGAUCCAGGCCCUGUAUGCUGAAGACGAGAGUCUGAGCCCCAGCAUCCUCAAGGAGCCCACACAGCAGCUGAGUAACUCUCCACUUGACCCCAGCACUGCUCAACAGAAGUUCCGAGGGUUACGCUUUGAAGAUGCUGCAGGUCCCCAAGAGGCCCUGGCCCGGUUGAGUGAGCUGUGUCAUCAGUGGCUACAGCCUGAGUCCCACUCUAAGGAGCAAAUACUGGACAUACUGGUGCUGGAGCAGUUCCUAGUUAUGCUUCCCCAGAAGCUCCGGAUGUGGGUACAGUCACAACACCCAAGAGAUUGCCAUGAGGCAGUGGCCUUGGUGGAGGAUGCAGCCUGGAUUUCCAGUGAGGAAGCAGUGCUGCCUUCUGAUUCCCCCUGCUCUCUGGAGGUCACAGUGCAACAGCAGGAGAAGGAGGCAGAAAAGGAUACGGCCACCUGUGCAGAGAAGGCUCACCCUGAGGAGUCAGUGACAUUCCAGGAUGUUUCCGUCGACUUCAGCAGGGAGGAGUGGGGGCUGCUGGAUCCAACGCAAAGAACUAAGUAUCAUGAUGUGAUGCUGGAGACCCUCGGGAACCUAGUCUCUGUGGGUUGGGAGACUACACUGGAAAGCAAACAGUUAACUCCAGAGUCAAGCACUUCCAAGGAAGUACCUGGCCUGGGCACAGAAGUCUUAAGGGAGGAGUCCUCCAACUCAGGAAAUGGCCCACAGGCUGGGGCCCCAGAAGUCUCAGACACGGCACUGAAAGAGGUAGAGCUUACUCAGGAACAAUCCCCCCCUCGACCACAGCAACGUGAACGCCCCAGAUCCCAGGCAAACUCUGCCUCUGAGAGAAGCCAUGUUUCACGCCAGAAAGCACUUCAUAGGAAAAACUCACGUAAGCGUGUCUCACCUGUCAAAAUUGUGACACAGAGUCAAUAUGCCAAAAUUAACCAGAAUAGCAAAACUGGGCGGAAAGGUCGGGAAAGCAGUGGCUCAGGGGAAACCCGCCUGCAGCACUCUCAGCAGGUGACCUUCAUAAAGAUUCACAAAGGGAGCCAGGUUUGUCGCUGCAGUGUAUGUGGUAAAAUCUUCCAGAAUCCAAGGUAUUUUUCUGUUCAUAAGAAAAUCCACACAGGAGAGAAGCCCCAUGUGUGUCGGGGUUGUGGGAAAGCGUUUGUCCAAAGCUCUUCCCUCACACAACAUCUGAGAAUUCACACUGGUGAGCGGCCUUUUGAAUGUAAGGAAUGUGGAAAGACCUUUAAUGACCAUUCAGCCAUCUCUCAGCACCUGAGGACUCACACGGGGGCCAAGCCCUACUCAUGUCAGCAAUGUGGAAAAGCCUUCCGCCAGAGCUCCCAUCUCACCAGACAUCAGAGAACUCACACUGGAGAGCGCCCCUACAAGUGUGACACAUGUGGAAAGGCCUUCACCCAGAGUUCACACCUGAUCGGGCACCAGAAAACACACAACAAGGGCAAAUAUAAGAGUAAAUACUGCCUACCUCAUAGCACUCAAGCAAGAUAAAAAGAUUAUCAUCUUACCUAGCAAUUUCAUAUUAAUGACCUAAGUGGUGUUUAACUUGUGUUAAACUUGUUUUUUUCAUUAUAAAUAUUAAAAGCUAAAAAUGA